Molecule: messenger RNA, 7745 nt
Organism: Acanthopagrus latus (yellowfin seabream)
Lineage: Eukaryota; Metazoa; Chordata; Actinopteri; Spariformes; Sparidae
Gene: mroh1
Product: maestro heat-like repeat family member 1
Exons: 45
Coding region: 244-5154 (1636 amino acids)
Cellular component (GO): cytoplasm
Source: RefSeq, a predicted model, not a curated record
GCACAUGACCAGGCGUGUUUACACCUGCAGUGACACAGACACACAGCGCAAACACUCACUGUGCCGCUGACAGGGAGCCUUUUGUUUUGACACACACAACAAGCAAACGUUGUCGUGAGAGGGACUUGUUUAGCGGACGCUCACUGGGACUUGCUCCAGGUAGCCUCUGCCCAUCUGUGCCCCAGGAGGGAAGCUUCAUUCUCAGCCUCAGGCUCCUGGAAGCCUGCCCUUCUGUUGUCCACCAUGGACGAGACAGAUGUGGAACAGGUGACCCUGGCUCUGCUAGAUGCAGCUACCGAUAAAGACUCAGAGGUCCAAGAGCAAGUCAGGAAGUCUAUGUUGACUUUGGGAAAACAGCAGCCAGACAGAGUGUUGGCCAUGUGUCAGGACUACCUUCUGAAACACCCAAAGUUGCUGGUGACCCACAGAGUUGUGAUUCUUCAGACUAUUGAGCUGAUUGUGGGCUGCAGGAUAGAGGAGAUCAGUUACUCCAAGAUAAAGAGCAUCAUCUCCUUGGCCUCAGAUGAGAUGACCCGAUCAAAGGAUGUCAUCCCUGACUGGCAGCAGGCAGCCAGUAAUAUAUUGGUCGCUGUGGGUAACAAGCACAUCAAUGACAUCAUGGAGGAGAUACUGAGCAAGUUUCAGCCAGGGCUCCUACCUCACUUCUUUGUAGUCCAGACUCUAGCCAACCUUUCGGAUUCCAAUGUUUAUGGCAUGGUCCCCUUCCUGAAUGCUAUUCUGGGCACCAUGUUGCCCAUGUUGAACAUGGCCAAACAGGACAACAUGAAGUGGGUCUUCUCUUCAGCUCUAUGUCAUUUCAGUGACAGUAUCUUGGAGUACCUUGCCAACCUGGACAAGGCUCCAGAUCCUACUGUCAGAAAAGACACAUUCUCCAGUGAAAUAUAUGCUGCCUUUGACAUCCUGUUCAAUAAUUGGUUGCAAAGCAGGGAGUCUAAGUUGAGGCUGACAGUAGCUGAAGCACUGGGCUCUAUGUGCCAUCUAAUGGCGGGUGAUAAACUGGAGGAGCAGAUUCCUAAACUCAUUCCUGCCAUCUUGUCCCUGUACAAGAAAAACAAUGAGCACUAUAUCAUUAGCAAGAGUCUUUGCCAAGUACUUGAUGCUUCAGUCAACAUGGGCAGCAGGGUGCUGGAGACACAGCUGGACAGUCUGCUCUUUGCACUGCAUCAACAGGUGUCUGCCCCUGUAGAUUACAGUAACCCUCCUACUAUCAAGAACCACAACGAGGUCCUUCGCUGCUUCAGCAUACUAGCUAUCUCCUUUCCAGACCGGCUGGUCAUGUUUGUUCUUCAGAAGUUGGAGAACAGUAAUGAGCGAAGCAGGGUGGGUUCCCUGGCUGUCCUCCGUCACCUCAUCAACUCCACCACUUCCACGAUGGAGGGUAAGAAACUACUGAUUCUGGCCAGCAUCAGACAACCAAUGGCUGAUCACAGCAACAAGGUCAAGAAGCGUGUGGUCCAGGUGAUAAGUGCAAUGGCUCAUCAUGGCUACCUGGAGUUAGAGGGAGGGGAGUUGUUGGUUCGAUUCAUUGUUCAAAACUGUGCCUUACCUGACACAUAUCAGCGAAGCCACAGGCCCACAGAUCCAGAGGAGGUGACUAAUGAGGCACUGAGGACGAUGUGCGACAACACCCUUCAUCUCCUGACCACAACUGUCGGACGACUAGCUGAUGUGCUAUGGCCAAAGUUGUUGUACUAUCUGACGCCUCCACAGUUCAGCAAUGCCACCACUCCUCUGUGUAAGAGUCUGAUAGUGCUGGGCAACAAGAAGAAAAAUAACCAGGAGCCCAGCUUCAACAUAGACUUUACACAAGAAGUCAAUCUGCCCUCUCCUCAAACACUAAUGGUCAGACUGCUGGUGAAUGCAGCAUUCCCGUUCAGAGACAGAGGUCAUGGAGCUCCGUCCCUCUCUCUCCUUCAAACGCUCAGUAACAACAUUCACCCCAAUACAGAGACAUUCUGGGAGAAAGAGAUACCUCCUCUGCUUUCUAUUCUAGAGGAGUCAACGGCAGAGAGCCUGGAUAAGAAGCACUGGAAUGAAAAGUUGUUGAAGCUUUUGUCGAAAACUCUGGCUACUAUUGAUGAUGACAAGUGGGUGUGUCAGUUAGCAGCUGAGGCAACAAGGUACCUCUCCACAUAUAACAACGCCAUAGAGGAGAAGAGUUUCCUGUACCAAUGUAUAGGAAUGACUCUCCAACAGAGUUUCAAUAAGGAGGUGGUUAGAAAACAGCUACAGGAAGUCCUGCUCACAGCACGACACAAUGAUGCUGUCGAAAGAGAGGGAGUUGCAAUCGGCGUUGGUCUUUGUGCCAACAGUCACUUGGAGGGAACUCUGGCAAAGCUAGAUGAGUUUGGCAAGUCGGACGCCUUCAAGAAGUCACCAAGCAUCUUCAACCUUCUCAAAGAGCGUAAUGAUGUGGAGGUGGAGAAGGUGAAAAGCACAUUAAUCUUAUGUUACGGUCAAGUGGCUUUGAACGCACCCCCAGAGAAGAUUCUGAACCGCAUUGAUCAAGAUAUCCUUCGCAGUAUCAGUAAACACUUCAAUACCAAGGUUCUGGGGAUUAAAGUAGAGACAAAGGACUUGACUAUGAAGCUCAGUUUGAUCCAGAGCGUCGGGCUCAUCGCCAAAGCCAUCAGCGAGUGUGUGAAGAAACAAGGCUACAUCUUCACUCGCAAACAGGAGCUCAUUACUGUUAUGCUGGAUUUUAUCAAGGCGGAGCCAGCGGAUUCAUUGAGGACUCCAGUACGCCAUCUUGUGAUGACCACCUGUGCUAACCUAAUGCCUCUGGAUCCUGUGCUGAGUGAGAAUGAGAGCUUUGAUUUGUUAAAGGUGUGUGUGAACAGUGUGCUCUCUCUGCCACCUGAAACACACACUCCUGAGAAAACUAAAGAAGAAGACAUACUGGACCCCAAGCAGAGGAAGGCACUGUACAAAGACACAUUGGCUGCACUGCAGGAGCUGCUCAAAAGUGUACUGGCCAGGGACCCCACACCUGACGGCCUUCAGAGUGUCUUCAAGCACAUUGAAUCAUGGCUGAGCUCUGGACAGGACCACGAGAGAGAGAGAGCCAUCACAGCUACUGCUUAUAUACUAGCUUACUACCUGGAUAACCUGACUGUCAAGAACAUGGUGUCUUUCCACAACCUUGGAGCUCUGCUGGGUCGUCUGUCUCCACGAUGUUCUGACCCUCACCCAGCUGUACGCACUGCUGCUAUUGACUGUAUAUACACACUGCUUUAUAUACAGCUACGCUAUGAAGGGUUCUCCCUUGAUCAUAAGGAUGAAGCUGUUGACAGUCUGUUGCCACUAAAAGACAGACUGGAAAACCCAGACCACUCAGUUCUAUACAAAGCCUGCUCAGAUCUCACCAAGGUAAUGAGUAAGCGUCUGCCUCAGCAGCAGAUGACGACGUUGGUGUUCAUGUUGUUUGAAGGGCUGGUUGACAGUCAGACAAACUGCUGCAGAGCUUCAUCUGUCAUCUUAAACACCCUGCUGAAGAACAGAGGAGGAGGACUUCAAGAGCUGGUCCCAGAAAUGCUGGAGGUGCUACAUGUACGUCUUCAGAGCAUCACAGAGGAGCAGGUGAGAGUGGCAGCAGGACAGACGGUACUAAUCCUGGCUUCUCAGCAUCUUCAGAUUGUUGUCAAUACACUAGUUAACCAACCACUUCCUUUUGACAGCUGGACCAGUGAGAUGUGGAUGGCCUUAGGAGCGGACCCCAUUGUAGCCAGUCAGAUCAUUGAGAUGGUGAUGGAGAAGAUUGCCAUCAUGGCGCCCUACAUCGACAGGAAGGAGUCGAUGAUCAGAGGAGGGACAACAAAGGUGGCCACCAAUCAGCCACUUGCUAUGACAUGUGGUCUCAAAGAACUGUUACUAAAUGGCCAGAGUCAGGAGCCGGCAGUCACUCAGUUUCCUCGGCUCUUCUCGUGUCUCACUGUCAGACUGGGAGCAAGUGUUGGAGUCUCAGCACCAAAGGACAACAACACUAAACAUACUGUGUCUGUCCAUGUUGCGGGGGUAGCAGCUGAUGCUCUGCGAAUCUUGUUGGCACGGGCCCAGUUGGACGAGGUCAUGAAGAGGCUGGAUGAAGAUAAGGCCUGGGACUUAAUAAAAGAACCAAAUACACACAUUACUGGAGUUACACUGCUGGCCAGGGCGAUGUCUAAGCAUGCUGGUCCCAGGUUGCCCUCUAUUGUGGAGUGUCUUUGUCCCUCAUUGAACAACAUCUAUGAAUGCCAGAGAGUCACUGUCACUGCUUUCUUCGCUGAGCUCCUAAACCAUCACGUGGUUACGGAGUUGAUGUUAAUAGAUGUCUUAAUGAACAACAUGAUGGAGCGGAUAUCAGAUCCCUGCUGCACUGUCCGCAUGUUGUCUGUGCGGGGGCUCGGCAAUAUAGCUGAAGGAUCACCUGAAAAGGUGAAUAAAUAUGCAAAGGAGCUGCUGGCAGCCAUGAGUUCAGGCAUGGAGGAGAAAGACGAUCCAGGUAAGCUGAUUACGCUUGAAGCCAUGUCGGGUCUUUCUAAAGUCCUCCUCUAUCUGGACAAGAAGAAUGUCCACUUACUGGUGGUCUACAUCUUCAUGAAGAUUAAACCAUUCUUGGAAAGUGAGAAUGACGAGAUCCGCUGUGCUGCCAUCCAUCUCAUGGGGAACCUGUCCAAGUUUGGCUCAGGAGAGCCAGUGUUCAAAGACCAGAUCCACAAUGUUCUGGUCAGCCUGCUGUUACACCUGGUUGACCCAAACCCACAGGUGGUGAAGGCGUGUAAGUUUGCGAUGCGAGUGUGUGCUCCUGUGGUGGGGUCAGAGCAGAUCACAACCAUGUUUCAGAACCAUCUCCAUGAAGACAAGAGCUUACACUAUGGAGAGUUCAUCAACGACCUCACCAAGUACCUGAUUCAGGACUUUCCUGGCAUGCUGAACUUUUAUCACAUCUCAGUCAUCCAGUUCUUCAAGAGCAACUGGCCUGAGGUCAGAGCAGGAGCUGCCAUGUUCAUAGGCUUUCUGCUUGGGAAUCUUCCAGAGGAGCAUCUCUCUCACCUAAACAUGGGGACUAUUACUAAAGGUUUGGUUAUGCUGCUCCAGGAUCCAGAUCCUGUUGUGAGAGUGAAGGCUGCUGAGGCCAUGGGACAUUUCCACUGACACACAGAGACCUACAUACAAAUCUCAGUUGGUCACCACUACAUAGAAGCAUGAAAAAUGACUUAGCCACACAGUUUACAAAAACAUUUAGAAGUCACCAUUUAUUUGUGCAGUUAUUAUAACAGUAUUUAUCUAAUCCAACUGAAACGGGACCAAAAUAGGAUCAAAUGUGAAGCCAGAAGCCAAACUGAUUUACCAAUGUUACAAAAUGAAAAUACAGAUGCACACAUAUUAAGCAGUUAGCAGCUUUGUUUAGCUUCCUUUCACACUCAGCUAUGGUACUUGAAAGAAAGUGUUAAUUCUUAACGGUAUUUUAGUGACCAAAGACUGUGUUGCUCUAUACAGAUAGACGUUACAUGUUGCGUUCAGCGCUCUGUCACCGUGACAAUACCAGAGAUAUACUGUGUUCUAUCAAUUAAAGAUACCAUUGAACUAGACGUUUCUAAUGGUAAGGUUAAAAAAAUCUUAUUUGAACCUCAGUAAAGUUUUUUAUUUUAAAAUAGAUAUAGUUUCUUCAAAUAUUAUGUGAAAAUGAUGACAAUAGUGCACAUUAAACGUGCAUGAGAAUGAUUUCAAAUGACUAUGGCUGGUGGCUGAAGUGUGUGCGUGUGUGUCCGUGUGUGUAGUCAAACCAGCAUUUUGAGACAGUGUUGUGGAUGGUAGUUUUAGAUUGAAGGCUGUCUGUCCUAGAGAUAGUUCCAAUGUAGUAGCUCAGUUCUACUGUCCUGAAGACCCUCCCACUGAUUAACAUGGUUUCUUUCUUUUCACAAAUCAACUUUAAGCGUUAUGAAGAUCCAGUGAAACAGUUAAAAAUUGUGGUACAGUGAUUAAGUCUUUGAAAAAUUAAUGUGAAAUCUAAAAUGGAAAAAAAAUCACAGGAACUACAGCAGGACUCGAAUAUAGUUGAAGAAGAGAGGAUGGUUGCAGUCUCAUGUCUGUGUCCAGUUUCCAGACCAUAACUUUGUCAAAUCAUCCAGCAAUAACCAGUCAGUAACUACUUUUACUUUCUACUUUUAUAAUCUCUAACAGUAGGUUCCGCACUUACUAAUAGUCCUAAUAACAGGAGCUGUAAACAUGUGAGCUGGCUCCUUCUAAACUCUUCACUGUAACUUUAUAAACUUUAUGGACUCAUUGGUGCCAAGCUCGCAUCCACCUCUCAACCAUAGUGAAGCUGUUUAUAAAACACUGCCGCACUGGACACUUCCUGACGUAACAAUCAUUUCCUCGGUCCACUUAAGACGGCUGCUUUAGCAACUGUCUGUCUCAUCUGCAUGUAGUUUAUUAUCCAAUUUCACAUCAUGGGUCACUAGAGUGUUCAGCAACGCUCCCUACAAACAUUAAUUACCGCAAGAACAUUGGCUGGCAUCCUGUGGCAGCCAUCAUACACACACUUCCGAAUCAUUUUGAUGUGGUGAUGUUCUUUUUUUUUUUUUCCUUGAUUCACACUUUGCAUCUCCCUGCGAUGAAUCACUCUGAAAGAAUAUCCUGAUGUGUUGUCCGCUCCGGCCAGCAAACCAAUACAAGUGUUUUGGGGCAAAACAGACCAGUGUAGCCAUGCUGAAUACAGUUAGUGCCAAAUAUUCAUUGAUAACAUUUACUAUAAUAGCACUAUAGAGAUGCCAUUAAUGGUUUUCUCUCGCUAACUUUGAAUGCACUUGAUAUAAUGUCUUUAUUCCAUGAAACGGUGUACAGUUUUAGGGUACAGCUGCAGGAUUGAAGGCCUCCUGCUAUGAUGUAAAUAAAUGAGUGAGUGUCGUUAAGUGAGGAUGUCUCAACAUGUAACUUUAACAUUUCUGUCUCCAGUUUUAUUCCUUACUCAAAUGGAGGGAGGCAAUAUAAUCCGUUACUUGUCUUCAUUUUAAUUCAUUUGAUGACAAGAAAACCUCCAGUAGAGUCAGGUGAAAGCAAUACAUGUUUGUAGUAGAAUAAAUGAUUGCACGUGGGUCCGCCUUCCAUGUUUCUGUUGCACUUUUGAGCUCCGUCAUGUAGUCCCUGAUUUAGGAACUAACAGGCAAACUGGGAGCUGAAAUUGUUUAGUAUAUUUACCCAGGUUAAGUCAAUUUAAGGCACAUAUGGAGACCAUCUUUUAUGUUUUUGCAGUUUUGAAAACUGAAAACAAGCUGGUUGUUUGUUUUUUGUUAUUUCAAGAAAGCAAAUGUUUUACCUAAUUUGACUCAUUUCUCGUGGGUAGAAAUAAAAGGUACCAUCCAUGCAGCUAAUUUAUCAAUCAAAUAUUAAAUAGGCUGCCCUUGGAUCUGUAUUUGUCAUACUCAAUGUUUUUCAAGCAGGGACUCUUGGCUUCUAGCACUUUCUAACACUAUGGCUUGGUUUUGGGUGAAUGUUAAGUAUCAUUGUUCUCCAUUUUUUAAAGCCAUCAUGAACUUUAUACCAUGAUUUUUCAUAUCAUCUACCUGUUCUUUUUUAAACAUUGAAUGUUGUUAAUGUAUGUCCCAGUAUGUAUGACACAUAGAGGUGUGGCUCGACGUGUGAAUGUGUUCCAGUGUGAAUGUCUGCAUGACACUUUUCACGUGUUACUGGACUGAUGGCAAUCAAUGUAUUUAAAAUGAGAAAAAUAAACAGAUCCAACUAAA